This is a messenger RNA of Leptomonas pyrrhocoris, 1972 nucleotides long. RefSeq names its product putative T-complex protein 1 eta subunit. The coding region runs from base 254 to 1972 and encodes 572 amino acids. Gene Ontology annotation, biological process: protein folding. The record is from RefSeq and is a predicted model, not a curated record. Gene Ontology annotation, cellular component: chaperonin-containing T-complex. Gene Ontology annotation, molecular function: ATP binding; ATP hydrolysis activity; ATP-dependent protein folding chaperone. Lineage: Eukaryota; Euglenozoa; Kinetoplastea; Trypanosomatida; Trypanosomatidae. The transcript has a single exon.
GAGAGAAAAAAAAAUUGCUGUUCACCAAGUUUUAUUUGAACAAGCAUUCUCCGUUUGCCAAACAGGUUACACGUUUUUUUUUUCUUUGUACUUCUCAGCGUACUCUAAAGCUACUUUCUAGAACUGUUGACACAUCCCAGCAGGUGGUGCCUUUUCUUUCUUUCUUGGUUUCCCCGUCGCACCCACAUACAUACAUACAAGCGAAGGACGGUAAUUUUCAUCUCUUUUUCACAAACGCAGCUUUUUCGUCACCAUGAUCCAGCCGCAACUUGUGCUGCUGCGCGAAGGUACCGACACCUCGCAAGGCAAGCCGCAGCUGAUCAGCAACAUCAAUGCCUGCAUCAACAUCGUCGAUACCGUAAAGUCCACCCUCGGCCCCUGCGGUAUGGAUAAGCUGAUUCACAACGGCCGUGAUGUGCAGAUCAGCAACGACGGCGCGACCAUCAUGAACCUGCUCGAAAUCGUGCACCCCGCCGCGAAAAGCCUGGUCGACAUCGCUCGGGCGCAGGACAACGAGGUGGGCGAUGGCACGACGUCGGUGGUGGUGUUGGCCGGUGAACUGCUAAAAGAGGCGAAACAGUGCGUGGAGGACGGCAUCGCGCCCCAGGUGAUUAUCAAGGCGUACCGCAGUGCGCUGGUCGUGGCCAUGAAGGGGUUGGACAAUCUGUGUGUCCCGUUCAAGGCCGAGGACAACUCCAACGAGGAGAACUUGAUCCGCUGCGCUGAGACGGCACUGAACUCGAAGCUGAUCAACACGGAGCGCCGCUUUUUUGCGGAGAUGGCCGUGAGGGCGGUGUCGGCGUUAGACAAUGACAUGAACCUCGACCUCAUCGGCAUUAAAAAGGUCGUCGGCGGUAGCAUGCGUGAUAGUGUUCUUGUGGACGGUGUAGCCUUCAAGAAGACGUUCUCCUACGCUGGAUUUGAGCAGCAGCGCAAGAAGUUCGACAACCCCAAGGUUCUGCUGCUGAACAUCGAGCUGGAGCUGAAGGCGGAGAAGGACAACGCCGAGGUACGACUGAAGGACCCAAAGCAAUAUCAAUCCAUCGUUGACGCUGAGUGGAAGAUCAUCUUCGACAAGCUCGACAAGUGCGUCGCUACUGGCGCCAACGUGGUGCUCUCCCGGCUCCCCAUCGGUGACCUGGCCACGCAGUACUUUGCGGACCGCGACAUCUUCUGCGCCGGCCGCGUCGCCAACGAUGACAUGACGCGCGUGUGCAUGGCCACCGGCGGCGUGGUGCAGUCCACACUGACCAACGUACUGGCAGAGGUGCUCGGCACGUGCGGCACCUUCGAGGAGCGCCAGGUCGGCACGGAGCGCUACAAUUUCUUCACGGGCUGCAAGACGUCGAAGACGUCCACCGUGAUUCUGCGUGGUGGAGCUCAGCAAUUUAUCGAGGAGGCCGACCGCUCCCUCCACGACGCCAUCUGCAUCGUGAAGCGCGCCAUCAAGACCGGCUCCGUCGUAGGCGGCGGCGGUGCGAUCGAGAUGGAACUGAGCAAGGAGCUGCGCGAGUACUCGCGGACGAUUCGCGGCAAGGAGCAGAUGGUGAUUGCGGGCUACGCCCGCGCGUUGGAGGUGAUCCCGCGCCAGUUGGCUGCGAACGCCGGCCACGAUAGCACCGACACGGUGAACAAGCUGCGCCAGAAGCACUACAUGACGAACGACGCGCCGAACAACAAGUGGUACGGCGUGGACAUCUUCAACGGCGGCGUGUGUGACACCUUCGCCAACUUUGUGUGGGAGCCGACACUGGUGAAGCGCAACGCCCUGCAGAGCGCCACGGAGGCCGCGUGCCUAAUUCUCUCCAUCGACGAGACCGUGACGAACCCCGAAUCGGAGGCAGGGAAGAAGCAGGCCGCUGGUGGCGGCGGUGGCCGCGGUGGUAACAUGGCCAUGAGCAAGGCUGGCAUGGGUGGCAUGUUCGCUGGCGCCCCCGGCGUAAGCCGCAUGAAGGGUGGCCGAGGAAAGUAA